Messenger RNA from Trichophyton rubrum CBS 118892, 987 nucleotides. RefSeq lists its product as uncharacterized. Lineage: Eukaryota; Fungi; Ascomycota; Eurotiomycetes; Onygenales; Arthrodermataceae. The transcript has 2 exons. Bases 53 to 787 code for a protein of 244 amino acids. Gene Ontology annotation, biological process: copper ion transmembrane transport; intracellular copper ion homeostasis. Gene Ontology annotation, molecular function: copper ion transmembrane transporter activity. The record is from RefSeq and is a predicted model, not a curated record. Gene Ontology annotation, cellular component: plasma membrane.
CCCACCCAAGCAAGACAAGGACAAGGUUAAGGUUAGCAAAAAGCACAAGCUUAUGCCUAAUAAUCUGCUCAUCCUUUUUCGUCUCCCUAUUUCAACAUCAAGGCAUCGCAGCCUCAAAAGUCGAGCAGACAGCAACAUCCUGCAUUGUCCAGCACUUAUCGCCAAAGCGCCAUCGUCUUCGAGGCUCGACAGGAUGGCUCACUCGCAUGGCUCGUCGGACCCCAACAUGGCGAUGGCCAUGGUCUUCCAGAACAUACCCGCAACGCCCCUGUACACGCUGAACUGGACGCCGCGGACCAGUGGUGCAUACGCCGGAACAUGCAUCUUCCUCAUUGUCCUCGGAGUCAUCGCCAGAGUGCUGCUCACGGCCAAAGCUAUCAUGGACCGGCGCUUCCUCGCCGCAGCCAGAGCACGACGAUAUGUCAUUGUCCAGGGCCGGAGGACAUCAAUAUCACCGCCUGGAUCACCGACGUCGCCAACAGAGCCCGAGUCGGAACGCAGCAGCGAGGACGCAGACGAGAAGAAGAUGGGCCGGCUGAUAAGCGCCCACGGCGUCGAGGAGAAUGUUCGAGUGGUCAACGCAACCGCUGGGCCGCCGGUGAUGCCGUGGAGGUUCAGCGUUGACCUGCCGCGGGCGGCCAUGGUGACUCUCAACGCUGGUGUUGGCUAUCUCCUCAUGUUGGCUGUGAUGACCAUGAACGUCGGCUACUUCAUGUGUAUCCUGGUGGGCAUCUUCGUCGGCGAUCUGGCAGUAGGGCGUUACGCCCACCGUUUCGAGGAGCAUUAGCGUCUAUCGCCUAUCGUCCUUCGUCUUUCGUUGUCUUUUGUUGUCGUCCUUAUCUUGCCGCCGUCUUCAUGUUUAUACCAUCGGGCAUCUGUAUAUAUCUUCGUCUCCAUCUCCGUUUUUCAUCAUAUCAUAUAUAUCCAGCAGCACCUAAACAGUCCCUAAUAGUCCAUACCGAGUAGUCACGACUUCAAACAUGCAAC